CCCAUUUAUAAUUUGACUUUAGAGAAGCGAAGGCAGGAAAAAAGAAAGCGUGGAGUGAGCGGUGUGCGGAUACGAACUGUGGUGUCUUAAUCUCGCACACAGAAAAGACGAGAGUUAGCCUCCACUUUCCCCUGAAAAAACGAAAGGGUUUUUAAAGCAACAGCAAUAGCAGAGCAGCAUUGUGUGAGAUCAAAGUGGUAUCAAAAAACGGAAAAUACUCUGAGGUAAGCUGUACGUUCCCUUUUGCUUUUGUUUUUAACAAUAAAAGGAAAUUCUGGUAUCAAAACCUUUAUUUCUGGUUCUAGCAAAACGGGUAAGCUGAAAGCUUGCCUUUUUCUAGCAUGUAUCUGCAACUAUGGCUGCUUCCACAAAAACUUACAUAAAGCACCCGUCUUUACUCUCGCUUCGUUGGUUUAUGUGAGACCAUAUGUUUAUUCUUCUUCUUCUUACUCCAUAGAUUUGUGCAUGUGAGGUGGGUUCACUUUCUUUCUCUAGUUUACAUUUUUUGGGUGAUCAUUCCAAUGACGCUUCUCCCUCCUCUAUGCACAUGAAAAAGCUCUUUUUUUUUGUUCUUCAAGGGUUGAUGUAAAUUUCAAGUCUUGGGUUUCGUCGAGCUUAACUGGGAGAGUUGCCAUUGGGUUACGUUAUGUGUCUUGAAAAUAGCAAGUUUUCUCCCUUACCCAUGUUUUAAAAACUGAAAAUUUUUCGUUUGAUGAAAUAUUUCUCUGGGGUUGCCUCAGAUUUUGGUUUUUUUUUUGCUGAAGUUUGGUCCUUUCUUCUUAUAUGGCUAUCCAAUUCCUGAUUUUCUCUUUUUGUUAUCUACUUUUUUAAUACGUUGUAUUUCAAUUUUGCAAAAUCUGUGGGGAGGUUCUUGUUGUCUUCUGCUGUGGUGGUUUCUUAAACUUUGAACACCAAGAUGCUGUUUUCCAUUGCAGGUGCUUUCAAUGCUUAUAUGUAUUUAAAAAUAAACGCACAAAUCACGCUGGAUAUAUACAUGUGAUUUCUAUAUGAGGUGGAUCUUUGGAACUUUAUACCACCAAUUGCAGGUUUAUUUAUUUAUUUAUUUUUUAUUUAAUAAUAUUUUAAGAUUUGGAAUUUUUGGUGCUGGAAAGAAACGAGAUUAAAGAGCAUUAUAAUAAUGUAGGUGAGAAAAGGUAAUAAGACAAUCGCGUUUCUGCUUUGGAGAAUAAUUUUUAAUUUAGUCUUGAGAAUCUUCCGGUUAUGUCUCUGGACCUGACUCGUUUACCCAUGGUCAAGGAAAUAAUUUUUCUUUCUCUGUCUUUCAUCCCAUUAAAGUCAAUAAUUUUUUUGAAGAUAAAACCAAUCUAGUCAUUUUUUGUAUUUUUUUGUUUGUACAAAACAGUUGCAUUUAAUUUUUCUCUUCGAUUCUCCCUUUGUUUACCUGUAAAGUUUCCUCUGCAUUUAUCAAUUUUAAAUAUUGGGUCAUUCAAAGAAUUACAUUUAGACAUUUGAGUUUUUCAGUAAUGUCCAUAGAAUUAUUUGAUUUUACAGUUACAGGUUGAGUAAUAUUAGAGUAUAUGACUGAAUGUUUCACGGAAGAGAAUAAUCUUAGAGCUUGCAAAUAUGAAGUUCAUGAAACUUGGAUCCAAACCUGACUGCUUUGAAUCAGAAGGAAAUAACACCAGAUAUGUUGCUUCUGAGUUGGCCUCCGACAUCGUUAUUUUCGUAGGAGAUGUGAAGUUUUACUUGCAUAAGUUCCCUCUUCUCUCCAAGAGUGCUCGAUUGCAAAAACUGGUUACAAACUCAAAUGAGGGGCCUGGCGAUGAGGUUUAUAUCCAUGACAUCCCAGGUGGGCCCACCGCAUUCGAAAUAUGCGCCAAAUUCUGUUACGGUGUGGCCGUCACGCUGAACGCCCACAACGUGAUUUCAGCACGUUGUGCUGCUGAAUACCUGGAAAUGAGCGAAGAUGUCGAAAAAGGAAAUCUGAUGUACAAGAUUGAUGUUUUCUUGAACUCAAGCAUUCUUAGAAGCUGGAAAGAUUCCAUUAUUUGCCUCCAGACAACAAACUCUCUCCUACCCAUGUCUGAGGAGCUGAAGUUGGUCAGCCAUUGCAUUGAGGCUAUAGCUUCGAAGGCAUCUACUGAUCCUUCAAAGGUGGAUUGGUCCUAUAUGUACAACAGGGAAAAGGUUGAUUCUUUAAGAGCACGCAGGAUGGUGCCGAAGGAUUGGUGGGUUGAUGACUUGUGUGAACUUGAAGUGGACCUAUAUGAGCGUGUUAUAAAUUCUAUCAAGAACAAAGGGAUCAUUUCCGAUAAAGUCGUUGGAGAAGCUCUGAAAGCUUAUGCUUCAAGAAGGCUCCAGAAGAAUAAUGGUGAUGCUCAGUCGAUUUUGGACACCAUAGUGUGGCUUCUACCUGCUAAGAAAGGUAGUGUGACCUGUGGGUUUAUGCUCAAAUUGCUGAAACUGUCCCUUUCACUUGAUGAUUCUGGCGGGCCAACUACUGGUGAACUGGUUAAAAGAAUUGGACAUCAACUCGAGGAGGCAUCCGUGAUUGAUCUUCUUUCUCUUAGGGCCUCAGACGUUGUGAAGGAAAUAGUGAAGGAGUUUAUGUUGCGUGGCCGUGGCCCAUCGGGAGAAACUGGGAACGAGAUAUAUGAAGUUGGAAAGCCGCCUGUGGGGUAUUUAUCAGAAGCUUCAAAAGUGAGGGUGGCAAAUUUAAUAGAUGGGUACCUUGCUGGAAUUUCAGAAGAAGAUCCUAACCUUCAACUGUCGACUUUUAUUGGGUUGGCUGAGAUGGUCUCAGGUUUUCCCCGCCCUUCUCAUGAUGGACUUUACCAUGCUAUAGACAUUUACCUCAAGAAACACCCGGGGAUGAGCAAGAGCGAGCGGAAGAGAAUAUGCAAACUGAUGGACUGCAAAAAGCUCUCGGCAGAAGCCUGCAAGCAUGCUGUCCAGAACGAGAGACUUCCGAUGCGUGUGGUUGUGCAGGUCCUGUUUUUCGAGCAGGCGAGGGCAAAUUCGUCUUGCGGAUGCACAACUCCUGAUCUACCCAAAACUACUACCAACACCUCCUGUGGGGGGAGCUCAAGAUCCGUUGAGACAAGUAACACUGAAGAAGAAUGGGGCGCUGCUGGUGAUGAGCUUAAAGGCUUGAGAGUAAAAAAUGCGGGGCACGCUGAUAAUAAGGCCAAAAUGAAAGGGUUGUUGACGUCUAACCGGAUCUUCUCUAAAAUGUUGAGGUCAAGUAAACGUGGCGGUGUUGGACUGGGGGAGAACAGUGGGUCUGAUUCAUCUGAUAGUCUUGUCUCUUCCACUAACAUGGAUGAAGCAAAAUCAACACUUGUAAGAAGGGGCAGGCAUUCAGUUUCCUAGGGUAGUUCAUGAAUGAUCAACAACUAACUUUUUUAGGAGGGUAUUCAGUUUUUUUUUGUUCUGGCAUGUGCAAGAAACUUGAUUUAAGAUGAAGAAAACAUAUUAGUUAGCUGUUGGAGGCUCCCUCCAAGUUUUCCAUUCAUUGUUUAACAGCUAAACUUUGAUGUACAAAGAGAUAUCCAACUUUUUACUUUUUAGCUCUUUUGCCUCUGUUAUUAUACUUGAGAGUUGGGAUCUAUUCGGGAUUUCCAGAGCUAGCCCAGAACUCGAUGAGAAAAAAG
Cuscuta epithymum is the source of this 3614-nucleotide messenger RNA. NCBI's taxonomy places the organism in Eukaryota, Viridiplantae, Streptophyta, Magnoliopsida, Solanales, Convolvulaceae. The record is from the annotation of a GenBank genome assembly.